AUCGGUCUCGCCUGUUCAAUAUUUCAGCUGUUUCUGCUUCGCUUAUCAGUAGGGUUUGUUUGAAUGAUGAUUUGUAUAAAACAACCAUGGAUUUCAUGAGUGAUUUGAUCAAGAAGUGUGAAGCUUUACCAACUGUUGAAACAGCUGGUACGGGUGGAUCGACCAACUGUGAGAGUGAUGUUCCAGUUCGAAAUGUGAAGGGGUUUAAGCCUAAG
This is a messenger RNA of Linum tenue, 215 nucleotides long. NCBI's taxonomy places the organism in Eukaryota, Viridiplantae, Streptophyta, Magnoliopsida, Malpighiales, Linaceae. The record is from the annotation of a GenBank genome assembly.